Messenger RNA from Purpureocillium lilacinum, 432 nucleotides. RefSeq lists its product as uncharacterized. NCBI's taxonomy places the organism in Eukaryota, Fungi, Ascomycota, Sordariomycetes, Hypocreales, Ophiocordycipitaceae. The record is from RefSeq and is a predicted model, not a curated record. Gene Ontology annotation, biological process: nuclear-transcribed mRNA catabolic process, RNase MRP-dependent; intronic box C/D snoRNA processing; tRNA processing. Gene Ontology annotation, cellular component: ribonuclease MRP complex; nucleolar ribonuclease P complex. Gene Ontology annotation, molecular function: ribonuclease P activity; ribonuclease MRP activity.
AUGAGCUCCUCGCAGGGGGGUCCGACGCAAAGCCAACGCGCGCCAAAAGCGCACCUGGAAACAUCCCACGAAAUCCUCACCUGCACCAUCAAGUCGCCGCAGUUCUCAUACGCCCACCUGGAGCUCAGCACAAACGGCCCCGAGCCCGCGCAGCUCGACGACCUGCAGGUCAAGUCGUACUGCACCGCGGCGCUGCGGCAGUUCCUGGGCCUCACCGGGGAGGCCAUCUCGCUCGACAUCCUCAAGGUGGACGGCGCGGACUGCUGGCUGCGGGUGCCGAGACAGGACCUCGGCUCCUUCGCAGCGGCCAUCACGGCGUGGAAGGGCGCCAGCGAUGGCGGCGUGCACAGCGUAUUGCGCAUCAAGCAGUGCUCAGACUGGCUGGGCGCCAUGGUGGGCUCGGACGGGCAGGACGCGCUCUGGGACAGCUGA